AUGGACGUACAAAACAGCUCGCUAGACCAGGAAAUUGAAGGAGAUCAGCAGCCCAGUGAAUUGCCAAACCUUAGCGAAAAAGACAAAUCGCAGGAAACUUCUGAUCACGUCCCUCCAUUGCCCUCCCCUUCGCAGCAGGAAGCUGAAACAAGACAUACCCUGGUGACCGAGCCAUCAGCUCGACUUAUUGGAAUCUAUCGACGUGUAUGGGAGUCAUGCGUGUCCAAACACAUCGAUGGCCAGAAACUAGAGCAGAACAACCUUGUUUUAAAGGAAGUUGGUGCGCAACUGAGAAAAGAGAGGGACCUUCUUCAGCUUCGCCACGACAAGCAGCUAUCCCGGCUGCGAGUUUUCGAACAGGCAUUGGAAUUAUCCCGGGAGAGGCUGAGUAGCGUAAUCGAUGGCUGGAAUCACCCUUCGAGACUCAAUCUGGCAGGGCUACCGGACAUUGCAAGAGAAGGAUGA
Penicillium robsamsonii is the source of this 465-nucleotide messenger RNA. RefSeq lists its product as uncharacterized. Bases 1 to 465 code for a protein of 154 amino acids. The transcript has 2 exons. The record is from RefSeq and is a predicted model, not a curated record. NCBI's taxonomy places the organism in Eukaryota, Fungi, Ascomycota, Eurotiomycetes, Eurotiales, Aspergillaceae.